AUCACUGGUUGUUGUGCUCCAGCACCGUCCAUUGUCCUGCAAUUUCGUCGGCUGAUUACUAUGACACACGUGCGUGAUACGAGCGAAAUCGGAGCAUCCUGUUGAUCCAUUGUAUCCAGAACCAGUAGCGACUAAAACUUCGGGCCUGCCGUACAUAAAGGACAACAUUGUCGAGCAUUCUUCUGUUUUUACUGAAUUGCCUGUGUUCAAGGAUAUCUUUGACUAUGGAUUACCGAUUAACAAUAUUGGUGUGCAUUGUCCUCUUCGCCCUUGUAUCAGCCUCGCCCGUCCGCGAGAAGCGCGACAUCAUGGAGUCGAUGAAGGGCGCUUGGAACGAUAUGGUGAAGACGCUCAGCGACGCUAGCGACGCCGUUGUGCACGUGUUCAAGCCCACCGAGCGCAGCGUCAUCGACAAAAUGGCCGACGGGAUCAAAGAUCUUACCAACUGACAAC
Molecule: messenger RNA, 453 nt
Organism: Cydia amplana
Lineage: Eukaryota; Metazoa; Arthropoda; Insecta; Lepidoptera; Tortricidae
Exons: 2
Coding region: 225-449 (74 amino acids)
Source: RefSeq, a predicted model, not a curated record